AUGACCACCGCAAAGGAUGCUACGGCCAGACCGACAAGCCAACACAGGCCCUCUUUCGGAUCUACGGCGUCGAGCCUGCCCCCGCAUAAGUCGCGAACGCAUUCACACUCUUUAUCCAUGGGCUCCUUGGGUGCCGCACACCGCGUGUCACGUAGAAAGAGCAUGUCCUCAUCCGCCCACAACAAUGCAGCUAUGGCUGCAGCAAUGAAGGAGAAAUUUCUCGAGACCAGCCGCCGGCCGUCCAAAGCCAGCCUCAGAGGGUCCAGCGCUGGUAAUCACUUAUCACCAGGCAGUCUCCCGCACGUUGGUAAUGGUUUUGGGCCCUCCAGCUACGCAGGGGUCGGCGCCAAGACCAGCCCGGGAACCGCCAUCACCGAUGGUCCAUCGCUGUCUGCUAUGCCCGCAGGCGAAAAGGGCACGAGCAAAGCGCGGAUACGUCGCGCAAGCGAAGGCUCGCGGAAGCGAGUGACCCACGGUGAAUUGCGGUGCGAAAACUGUGGAAAAGGGUACAAGCAUAGCAGCUGUCUCACAAAACAUCUUUGGGAACAUACACCGCAAUGGGGUGUGACUUCGAAAUUGCUGAUUUCCAAGCAUCAACAAGUGCAAAUGCUUGAAGCUGCAUCUGUGCUCGUUGCCAUGAACCAAGAACCUGAAGAGAGCAAGUAUAGCGACCAUUCGUCUGCUUCGCCGCCUGCUUCAUCUUCAGACGCUAGAGAGGAUAGUGUUAGCUCUACGGAGACCAGUCCGGGCCCUGAGACCUACACCGCGAGGAAUCCCCACCGUUAUAGUGGCGCCAGCAGUGCCUACUCUCACUCUUAUCAGUCCGGUAACUCCAUCUUCUCGGAAAGCGCUCCAUCCCAAGGUUUCGCUUCUCACCACCGCCAAUGGAGCAGUGACGGCCGCCCGACUACAUCGGGAACGUCUAUCGCCGGCUCCAAUUACGGCGGUGAUGAUGAAUCUGCCGACCUAGUUGCCGCUGUCAACCUCCUUAGCUGCAGCCAAGGCAGCAACAAAAGCGGACCGACUCUGCUGCCUCCGGAUGUUCCACCCGUUCCACCUGUGCCUGCGCGUUACUUGGAUAAUGGAAUAAACAGGCUCUCCGGAAGCCAAGCAACCAUCACUCCACGCAAAUCGCCCCUACCAGACCAGCGGGCAUACUCGUGCUACCGUAACGACAGCAGGGAUGUUCGCAUGCGCGAGGAUGACGACAGUGAAGACGAUUUCGAUCAGGGCCAUGCAGCGCGAAACCGUGUCGACGAGCAUGAAGAUCUCAUGUUCGGACGAAUGGAAGAGUAG
Messenger RNA from Pseudovirgaria hyperparasitica, 1296 nucleotides. RefSeq lists its product as uncharacterized. NCBI's taxonomy places the organism in Eukaryota, Fungi, Ascomycota, Dothideomycetes, Acrospermales, Acrospermaceae. The transcript is spliced from 3 exons. The record is from RefSeq and is a predicted model, not a curated record. The coding region runs from base 1 to 1296 and encodes 431 amino acids.